Messenger RNA from Anopheles funestus (African malaria mosquito), 1783 nucleotides. Its product is annotated as glycine receptor subunit alpha-4-like. The transcript has 3 exons. The record is from RefSeq and is a predicted model, not a curated record. Bases 946 to 1716 code for a protein of 256 amino acids. Gene Ontology annotation, biological process: chloride transmembrane transport; chemical synaptic transmission; signal transduction. Gene Ontology annotation, cellular component: neuron projection; synapse; membrane. NCBI's taxonomy places the organism in Eukaryota, Metazoa, Arthropoda, Insecta, Diptera, Culicidae. Gene Ontology annotation, molecular function: chloride channel activity; neurotransmitter receptor activity; transmembrane signaling receptor activity.
AGUAUAGACCCGAUACUAUCGCACCGCGUUUUGUUGGGUGCGACUUCUCACGCAUCUGGCAAAGCGGAUGGAUCGCGUACUGCUGCUGCUAAGUGGUAAUCGUGGCGCAGCGUAAAGUGAGGUUAAUUCUAUUGGAGCAGUACACGGUUUGCAACAGGAUCUUCGGGCAGGUGUUCUGCUGUAGCGCAUGUGAUCUGUGAGCCAUACCGACAGGCUAGUAGCUUCAUCUCCUGCCAGUGUCAGUGUGCGAAUCUUGCCACCCAACAAUACCUUCGAGUACGAUUAAUUAGUGCCCGUACACCAACAGUCGACGGUGGAGUACCGUCGGAGUUCAAGCUGUCAGUAGGUCGCAAACAAGAGAGGAUUACAUCAGCCACAGGCCUAGCACGGCGCACGGCGAACGCAAUGAAGCCCAAACCGAGAAGGUGGUAUAAGUGAGCGGGGAGGGGGAGGUACCGUGGGUUCGACCCGGUAGUGGGUGUGAAGGUGCGCGCGGUUAGUAUCGAGGGUCGCGCAGCUGUAAACGGGGCAAAACCCCAACGACGGCAAGGUUGUUUAUAUCACACACAGGCAGGGCUAAAAAUCGAUGACGAUUAGUGCCGAACGGGGGAAAUACAUACACCAACCACCGCUGGCCGUCCCUUACACUGUUACCACGUACAGUGUGGACGAACACGGUCACACAAAUUACAACUAUCAUCAUUAUCGCAGAAGACUAAAAAAAAGCAAGAAUUGUAGUGAAUUGGAGGUUUUUGGUUGCUGUUGGUUUGGUUGGGACAAGGGUUCCUAAAGAAUCGCCGAAGAUCUGAUUCUCGGAAGUGGCGUCCACGUCCUCCACGAUCAGUACACUACCGCCAGCUAGCGGAGUGUGAAAGCGGUACCGUUUGUUCAGUGGUAAAGUUUUGUAGAAUUUGUCUGGAGAGCGAAAACCGGAAUCAAUCGGAUAUGGCGACCAGGGUAGCGGUGGUGCUCGGUUUGGUGUUGGCCAGCUUGAGACCGAUGGCAGUUGAUGGCAAGACCUAUAGAAAUUACUCGGAUAUUGGUGAACUGUCUAAGAAUCAUGCCAGCUUAUCGCUAUCCGAUAUACUGCCAACACAUCAGAAAACGUACGAUAAAAACCGAGCACCCAAGCUGCUAGGUCAACCGACAGUCGUCUACUUUCAUGUCACUGUCCUAUCGAUCGACUCCAUUAACGAGGAGUCCAUGACGUACGUAGCGGACAUCUUUUUGGCACAAAGUUGGCGUGAUCCUCGCCUACGGCUACCGGAAAACAUGAGCGAAGAGUACCGGAUACUGGACGUGGACUGGCUGCACAGUAUCUGGCGGCCGGACUGUUUCUUCAAGAACGCCAAAAAGGUAACAUUCCACGAGAUGAGCAUACCGAACCACUACCUCUGGCUGUACCACGACAAGACGCUGCUGUACAUGUCCAAGCUGACGCUCGUGCUGUCCUGUGCGAUGAAGUUCGAGUCCUACCCGCAUGAUACGCAGAUUUGUUCGAUGAUGAUCGAAAGUUGUAAGUAUGGGUUUUUUGGCUUUGAAGGGAACUUGCCGAAGCGUUGUCUGGUUUUACUGCGGAAUUGGAAGGAUUUUGCGGCAAUUCGAGGAAGACCCCGCUUGAAGAUGUCUGAGCAUUCGCAAGUUUCGUCUAUUCGUGAGUAUAGUAGAAUUUUUCUUGAGGAGGUGUGUGAUAGUAUUUAUUGUUUUAUCAUCUAGAUUGCGUGCCACAAAGGCGGCGUAGGCUGGGAAAUUGGAACUUGUUGGAGAACGUGUAUUUCUAGUU